Molecule: messenger RNA, 1134 nt
Organism: Protopolystoma xenopodis
Lineage: Eukaryota; Metazoa; Platyhelminthes; Monogenea; Polystomatidea; Polystomatidae
Source: the annotation of a GenBank genome assembly
AUGGAUGACCCUAACUUACAAAGCAACGUCAACAUUCUCAUGCAGAGUGGACUUUCGAUAGGUGAAAAUUCUCAAAAGGAAUUAACAGAACUUCAGCUACACACCGCGAUGGCGGGCGCUAAUAUCACUAUUGAUACAUCUCUCUUGGGGGAUCGAUCCAUUUCACCUAAACCAAAGAACCUCGCAUUGCCGGUGUCUGGUGUCAACGAUGACGGCUCAAAUGGCGUUCCUAUGACUACAGUUCCGAUAAGUGCAUUAGCUCCCGGAAAGCUUGGGUUGCAAUUAGGCGACUUGGAAAAUGUUACGUUGUUUAACACCUCGGAUGGCCAAGCGUUAGAACUCCAGGCUUUCCCUGGGGGGGCGCAGGCUCUUCAAGGCAUUCAGACCGUGAAGCUGACUUUGAUUAAUUGCGGUGACCAACAAACAAUAUUGUUAACUACCCCAUCCACCCAAAUUUUGGGAAGUGAUCAAGGUGAGGGUGUCACCCUUGCAAUUCCUGACAAUAUAUUUGGCUCAGAUUUGAGCCUCUCCGGCCUUACGAAUCCUGUAAACUCCGUCUCAAUGGGAAACCAUGUUGAGAAUGAGCAUCUGAAUGCACCCAAGCUCAUAAGCUAUGCCAAUUUGACUGCUCUCCCUCCAAUUGCCUCUGUGUCUGAAAGACUCUAUAAUCACCAGUCCCAAAUCUCGAAUUCUAUCGAACUCGGCCCUUCAGAAAUGCAUCGACAACCAGGUUAUGCUAUUCAGGACCUCAAGCCAGUUGUACAGCAAAAUGGAGAAAAAGUUAAUGGUAGCCUAGAUAAUUGCGAUAAAUCGCUUCCUGAUGUUGGUAUUCACCCUCCGCAAUCAGUUCAAGCUAUUUCCGAUUUUAAUUCUAGCUCCGUUGCUCCAAUGUCCGGUGAUGGUCUUCCUCCUGGUGCCACUUUUGCACCUUGUAAUGAAGUAAAAACACUCAAAAGUUUGGAUCUAGGUAAGUCUCCAGAUCUGGUUGAUAACUUUGCACUAGAUUUAGAAAAUAUUCCUUCCAGUCCUCAGGAAAGCAUCCCUGAAGGUGAUCGUGGACGCGGCAGCACGCCCCCUUGCGAAAUAGAGGAGCUUAAUACUAAGGUACUUCGAUUUUUUAUAAGUGACGCCUGA